This is a messenger RNA of Aureococcus anophagefferens, 1449 nucleotides long. RefSeq lists its product as hypothetical. The record is from RefSeq and is a predicted model, not a curated record. NCBI's taxonomy places the organism in Eukaryota, Pelagophyceae, Pelagomonadales, Pelagomonadaceae. The coding region runs from base 1 to 1449 and encodes 482 amino acids. The transcript is spliced from 5 exons.
AUGAGCAUUGAUACUUUCGUUCAACUCUAUGAAUUCAUUCAACAGCAUACUGAUGAUAAUAUUUACGAAUGGAUGAAAGAACCAUGGAAUGGUAAAGAAAAACAAGAAAGUCUCUUGCGUUUGUUUGGCUUCUCCCUCUAUUGUGCGCCUGAGCGCACCCCAGGAAAAUCUUCACCUAUCCAACCGGCCCUUUUUUUCCCUGGGGGUUUAAAAUUUACAGUCUGGGUUAUCGAUAUGUUUUCCGAUAAUCAAUCUGGUAUGGUUGUUACGAAUUUCACAACCGACAUAGUACAUUCGCACUCACCUAACAAUAAUACUGACCAAAAUGAUGUCUCGGUUCCCCUAUUUGAAGUCUAUAACCAUCACUUCGCGCUAUACCUCGGGACACGUGAGGAGAUGGACGCUUAUUACUCAGCAGUGCAUACGAGAGGCCUUGACGGUAUUGGUGGGAUACCCUGUUGGAGGGAUGCACACCCCCUGCAGCACUGCGACUACAUGGGCCCUGGUCAUGCGCAGAUUUGCCAGCAAGCACUACGAGAUGUGUAUCCUGAGGUAUUCAGUGGUGCAAGCAGCCCAUCAUUGUAUGGAGGCGCUACCGGGGGUGAGAUGCGACACAACCCGCACGAUUUUCCAGAACCAUACGGUAUAGUCACGUAUCGCCCGCACAGUUACACCUCAACGGCUAUUUCUUCUACGUACUCCCCACUUAUCGAGUGCCCAUGCACGUCCGACCGCCACUUCAACUUCAGCAACGGCACAAUCGAUGGAUGUAUGCCUUCUCCACCCUUCUCGUGCAAUGCGCUAAUGAAUGCCACCAAGAACCCAUCCUGCCAACUGGAAACAUACAAGUCUGGAUAUCGGUGCUACAUAGACCCAAAGAACAAACUCAGCCCCGCGACUGUCUCUGUACGUGGCAAAUUCACUUUCACAUUCCAUUCUACUAAAGAAAAUACGAAGCCCUUGUUCCCUAUGGGGUGCUGUGACGUGACUGCCAACUAUGAUGACCAGUUGUUGCCCCGAACUCAAGGAAAUGCGGAGUACACGGUUCCCUCGUGCACCGACCCUGAAUGCCCUCUACACGUCUUCUCGAACGUCCAACCAAUCAAUCCGGGCCCGGUCCUGUACGACGGUGAUGUUGAGCUCGUACAUGCAGUGGCUCAUGGUCACACCGGUGUUGUGGCCCUCGAACUUUACGACGAGCUCACUGGAGACUUGUUAUGCAGAGCUGACAUUGCUUCAGGAAAGCUGCAGUAUGGAACAUCUGACCUACCAGGUGAUGAGAUGGGUUGGCUUGUCGGUAUCGAGCCGUGCGUCUGGGGAGGAGCAUCAACUCCACCUCGAUUUCCGAAAGACCACCCCCUACGCACAGUUGUGUACUACAACCGGACCGUUAAAGAACGCAGUGGUGUCAUGGGACUGUGGUUCCUUCAAGCUGCGAAAGUGGAUUAA